UUGAUACAUAAACCACCAUAUUAUCAUAUUAUCAUAAAAUCAGACUUCGGAGACGUCCGCUUCAACAAGAUCUUCGACAUAGCGCCAGGGGUGUUUACCCACCUGCACCGUUUGCGCUCCUUGCUACUCAACGACAAUCAGCUCAGGGAGCUGCGUUCCGGAGCCUUUCAUGGCCUCCGGCGCCUUAAAUACCUUUACUUAUAUCGUAAUCGUAUCCAGCAUAUCGACUCCGAUGUGUUCCAGGGUAUGAUACACCUCGAACAACUAUAUUUACACGUCAACGAAAUACACCAAAUCGAGCCUGAAACCUUCUCACACCUGCCACGACUUGAGAGAUUGUAUUUACACAACAAUCACUUGAAGAGAAUCCCGCCUGGCUCAUUCCGAGGCUUGGCGAACCUACGCAAGCUACGUUUAGACAGCAAUGCUCUAAUUUGCGAUUGUUCGAUGCUUUGGUUUGUCCGCAUGCUAUCGGAACACCGUGCCAUGGAGAUUGCAGCAACUUGUUAUGAGCCAGCAAGUGCUACCGGCGCCUCUUUAGCCACUAUGAAGGAGCACGAUUUCCACUGUCGUUAUCCUGUAUUUACUAUUCUACCACGCGAUCAAAUUACUAGACUGAACGAAAUUGUCAGAUUUGACUGUGUUGCUAAAGGAAAUCCUGCACCUCAUAUACUAUGGUACUUCAACCGAGCAAGAAUUUUGUUGACUGACCGCAUAACGAUGCAUCACAACGGAUCAAUUGUAAUUGAAAAAAUACAACAAACGGAUGCAGGACAAUAUACUUGCCAUGCCGAAAAUCUAAACGGAAAAAUUACAGCUGAAGCGGUUCUUGAAGUUAUGGUUGCUCCCGCCUUUAUCACUGUUCCACAAGAUCAAGUUGUAACUAUAGGAGAAACUGCUGAAUUUAGAUGUACAGCAAGAGGAGCACCAAAACCGGUAAUUACAUGGUAUAGGAAUACAAUGGUAUUGCCACCAAGCGAAAACAUCAUUUUUUCCGAUAACAAUGAAAACUUAACAAUACUUCAAGUAACGACCGAUGAUGAUGGAUUAUAUCAUUGUAGAGCAGAAAACUCGCAAGGACUAACUGAAAUAUCUGCAAUUCUGAAAGUAGACGAAGCUCAAAUCAUACCACCUAAAAUAAUUUUAAAACCGGAAGAUACAGAUGCAUUUAAGGAGACUUCGGUUCAAAUGCCUUGUGAAGUGGAUGCAGAACCACCAGCUACAAUAGAAUGGAGAAAAGAUGGAUCACGAAUAGAGCCAAAUGAUAGAAUUUCUAUUUCGAUAAUUGGAAGCUUAAUUAUUAACAAUAUCACCAUCACCGAUUCAGGUCGCUAUGAAUGCUCAGCUUUUAACGAAUAUGGCCGAGACACCGUCUCGGUAUUUUUGACAGUUAAGGAUCACAUUCUACCAGGCGACGAAUAUGUCAAUAUAGCUUUGACGGAAGCGACACGAGAUGUUGAUCAAGCUAUUUCUAGAACUAUGGAACAAUUAUUUAAAAACGAUAACUCCAAAGCCAACUUGCUUGAUUUGUAUAGGAUCUCACGAUUUCCUAACGCUCCUGCAAGAGAGGUUGCACGAGCUGCGGAAAUAUAUGAAAGGACUUUAGAGAAAGUUAGAGGUUUCAUACAAUCAGGACUAAAGAUUACUUCAGCUGAUCCAUUUAAUUAUGAACAAGUAGUUUCGGCACAACAUUUAGAAGUCAUUGCUCGCCUAUCAGGUUGCGUGGCACAUAGGGAAGAGAAGGACUGUUCAGACAUGUGCUUCCAUAUAAAAUAUCGAAGUGUAGAUGGCAGCUGUAACAACUUUGAUCAUCCUACUUGGGGCACUUCUUUAAGUGCUUUUCGCAGAAUACUUUUUCCUAUAUACGAAAAUGGAUUUAGUCAUCCAGUUGGCUGGAAUAAAAACAUUACAUAUAACGGUUAUACUUUGCCGAGUGCGCGGCUCGUAUCGACCGCUAUCAUUUCCACUAAAGAAAUAUCUCAAGACAUCGAAAUCACUCAUAUGGUAAUGCAGUGGGGGCAAUGGUUAGAUCAUGAUUUGGAUCAUGCGCUUCCAUCGGUGAGCUCACAAACCUGGGAUGGUGUAGAUUGUAAGAAGACUUGCGAUUAUGCUGCACCAUGUUUUCCUAUUGAUGUACCCGAAGGGGAUCCACGUAUUAGUAACCGUCGUUGCAUUGAUUUCAUAAGGACAAGCUCAGUUUGUGGUUCGGGAAUGACUUCCGUGCUGUUCGGAAAAUUGCAACCAAGAGAACAAAUAAACCAACUAACUUCCUUUAUUGACGCUUCUCAAGUAUAUGGUUUUGAGAAAGCUGUAGCCGAAGAUUUGCGAGAUUUAACUAAUGACAGUGGAUUAUUGCGUGUAGGGGCUACUUUCCCAGGACGAAAACCAUUGUUGCCUACAAUUGGUAUUAAUGGCAUGGACUGCAGACGUAAUUUAGAAGAAAGUAAUCGCAAUUGCUUUGUAGCAGGUGAUAUUAGGGCUAAUGAACAAAUCGGACUGGCAGCAAUGCAUACAAUUUUUAUGCGAGAACACAAUCGGAUUGCUACUAAGCUUAAAGCUAUUAAUCCAUUUUGGGAUGGCGACAGAGUUUAUCAGGAAGCUCGCAAAAUUGUAGGUGCCGAAAUACAAUUCAUUACUUACAAACACUGGUUACCGCUGGUUCUUGGCCCCGAAGGUGUUCAACAAUUGGGCGAAUACAAAGGAUAUAACUCCAAAAUUAAUCCGUCUAUUUCUAAUGUCUUCGCCACGGCAGCUCUAAGAUUCGGUCAUACCAUGAUUAAUCCCGUUCUUCAUCGCUACGACGAAAACUUUGAGCCAAUACCUCAAGGCCAUUUAUUAUUGCGUUACGCUUUUUUCUCUCCAUGGAGGCUUGUCGACGAAGGAGGCGUAGAUCCUUUGCUGAGAGGUAUGUUCACAACACCUGCAAAAUUAAAAACUCCUACGCAAAAUCUCAAUUCUGAACUCACUGAGCAGUUGUUCCAUACUGCACAUGCUGUAGCUCUCGAUCUGGCUGCGAUUAAUAUCCAAAGAGGGCGUGACCACGGUUUACCUCCUUAUACCAAAUUUCGAGACUUUUGUAAUAUGACCGAAGUUAACACAUUUGACGAUUUAGCAACUGAAAUAUCAGACAAAAAUGAAACGAGCUUAGCUAGAAUUCUGUGCGAUAAUGGAGACAAUAUUGAUACUAUUGGUGAAAAUGUUUUCUUAUUACCAGAAAUUCAAGAUGGGUUAAUUUCAUGCGAUGAUUUGCCAUCAAUGGAUUUACGUUAUUGGGCAGAUUGCGAUAGUUGCGGUGAAGAUGAGGAAGGUGAAAAGCAUCGAUCCCGCAGAGAUGUUUCCUCGGUAAAUGACAUUUACAGUUCCUUUGCUGAUUAUGAGGAACGUGUGAAUCACCUCGAAAGUUCUCAUGAUGAAUUGGAAAAGAUGGUAAAGGCAUUGAAAAUACGUAUAAAAUAUUUAGAGGAUUUGAUAAACGGAUUCCCAGCCAAUUAA
Molecule: messenger RNA, 3492 nt
Organism: Parnassius apollo (apollo)
Lineage: Eukaryota; Metazoa; Arthropoda; Insecta; Lepidoptera; Papilionidae
Source: the annotation of a GenBank genome assembly